This is a messenger RNA of Sphaerodactylus townsendi, 3041 nucleotides long. RefSeq names its product rhomboid domain containing 1 (gene RHBDD1). The transcript has 8 exons. Gene Ontology annotation, cellular component: membrane. The coding region runs from base 534 to 1406 and encodes 290 amino acids. Gene Ontology annotation, molecular function: serine-type endopeptidase activity. Lineage: Eukaryota; Metazoa; Chordata; Lepidosauria; Squamata; Sphaerodactylidae. The record is from RefSeq and is a predicted model, not a curated record.
UUGAGGAGGGAUGGUAGAGUCGCAGCAUUUAAGGACUUGGACGCUUUGCCGCGUGACGGUGAAGAGCUGAGCAACACGCUCCCGCCUGUCUACAAUAUCUCUUUGCAACAGGGCGGGAAAGUGUCUCUUGGGGAAAGAGUCUUGAGUAAUGAAGCCCCGCCUGCUGGGGUGGGAAUCUCUGCUGCUGUUCCAUUCCCUUUCGUUUUCUCUCUUCGCCUCAGUACUACGCACUUGACAAAUAAUCCGCACCUUAUUUAUUUGAUUGCUUGGUCAGAGCCUCUUCUCCCGUUGUCCAUCUUAAGGGGUCUUGUAAGGACGCGUACAUAAAGCUAUUAAUCUCACGAUGCUGUCCAGCUGGAGGGCUCAAGGCUAUUGAAAUCUAACACUCAUUUGAAAUCCAGAUAGUAACUAAUGGCGAUCUUAAACGGGUCUAGUUUGAAUCUCAUUUCUUUUCUGCUGUGAAGUAUGAUAUGCAGAAUUCUGAAAAAUUUCAGUACUACAGGAUUUGCAGUUCCGUUGAAUAGAAGGAAGUUAUGCAGAGGAGAAACAAAUCAUCAAAUGUCGGAUUGCUUCUGCUGCUUUCUCAGAUCUAUCAAGUUGGAUUUAACAGAAUUCCACCUGUCACACUUGUGACGUUGGCAGUAAACAUUUUCCUCUUUUUGCAACCCCUGAAACAUCUCGAGCAAACAUGCAUUAGUGUUGAAAAGUGUCUUUACAUGAAAGAUUGGCAUCGUCUGUAUCUUUCACCUUUUCAUCAUGCAGAUGACUGGCAUUUAUAUUUUAAUAUGGUCUCUCUUCUUUGGAAGGGAAUUAAUUUGGAAAGAAGACUGGGAAGUACAUUGUUUGGAUAUAUAAUUGCAGUAUUUUCUGUGCUAGUUGGAGUCGUAUACAUGGUUUUGGAAAUUGUAUUUGCAGAACUUCUGGAUGAUCCUAUGUAUAAGCUAAGUUGUGCUGUAGGUUUUUCAGGAGUGCUAUUUGCUUUGAAAGUCCUGAACAACCAUUAUCACCCAGGAGGGACUAGCAACAUCAUGGGAAUACAGGUCUCAAACAAAUAUGCAUGUUGGUUGGAACUUCUAGCCAUUCAUCUACUUAACCCAAGGAGCUCUUUUGGAGGACAUCUGGCAGGUAUUCUUGUUGGAUUGAUAUACAUUAAAAGUCCUUUGAAGCCAGUCAUGGAAGCAUGUGCAGGUGAAAGAAACAGCGACGGCUCAAGGAGUUUUAGUUAUUCUGGUUAUCCGUCCUACACACCAAGAGACUAUAAUAUGUACACUGAUGGAUUGAGUGAAGAGGAACAGUUUCAAAGGGCAAUGAGAAACAGUCUGAAUGAUGCAGGUGGCAGUUCAAGACAUUACAAUGAUGGAAGGAGACCCUAUGGCUUCUGGUUUCCCCAGGAGAGCUAUCAGUAGAAGAACUCUGAAGGCACAGGCUUACCAGAUAUGAACAGCAGUAAAAUUCUCAGGUGUCUAGUGACCAAGGUGUCUGUGUGGUAGCUGCAGAAUGUUGACUGAUUCUUCUCCUUCUGCAUUUAAGCAGUCUUUCAGAAAAUAAUGUUUCCUUCCAAGUGUGCACUUAAAAAGUUAUGAAAAAGCUGGGACAAAAUUGUACUUUUUUGGUAUGAGAAUUUUAGAGAUUACGGCUUAAGCUGAAAAGGCAUCUAAGAACCAGAUUCGAGUUAAAGAAUUCAGUUCACCAGGAACAAUUUUGAUGCUGUCUUGUUCAGCUUCUGUUCAUUUCAGUGGGUGGAAGAAAUUUCAGGAGGGUUUGAUUGUUCAACCUUUGAAUGUAAUUGAAACCUACAGACACAUUCAAAUAUGAAUUUAUACAGUGUAGUCCGUGAUUAUAGACAUGUUCUAAAAAUUUUAAUAGAAGCACUCACUAAACUCUGAAGCCAUACCUCUGGAUCUUGACAAACAUUCGUAUAUCAAAGUUACAUUAUUCUGUGACACAUCAUGUUAUUUAAAUGAAGUAAUGCAGUAUAAACUAUGCCAGCAGUGGAUUGGAUACAAUAUGAUAAUAGUGAACCUGUCUAAAUGGUGAGGCUAUAGGGUUAAGGUUAUAACAGCUUUCAUUUGGCUCUAACCUGCCAUCUGCUCACAGGCAAACCCACUUAUACUUUUGCUUCCAAGACCAUCACAGAACUGUUGUUUAAGGAGACAAAAAAAACCCCUCUUGAGGUGUAUUCUGCAGUAUUCUCUGAAGUUCCCAUCUGCUUGCAAAGACCUUUUUUUGUUAACGAAGGGGCAGCCAUAGACUGUGUAUAUAAAUUCACUCACAUCAGUUCUUUAGCCUGUUUGUAUGGAAGGCCUGAAAUUUGAAUUUAUAUCCAAAGAGAGGACCUUUGCUGCCUUUGACUUGUUCAAUAUGCUUUGAAGGAUACAUUGAUUUUAUCCUGUUGCCCAGAACUAUGUAAAAUACUGAUGUGUUGAUUUAUUUGGCUAUUGGAAUGUGUCCUGUUCGGCGAGAUUCUGUACUUUUGAAGCCUUAAUGUAUCUACCCCCUUUAAGGAAUUUUGUCCAAGGUAUAUCAAUAUAUACAUUGCCUCACAAGAAAAAGCUGAACUCUACAGAAAUGUAAUGUAAUCUGUUGUGUCUUCAGAAUUUAAUCAGCAAGUUCUCAAGUACAGCUAUCAGAUUUUUGUGUUUGUCUUAUUAUUGUAUUUGCAAUUUCCGUGCUCAGUUUUAUAAAAAAGUCCAUGUCCUUUCCAUGCCCCUUUAGUUCUUGGAAAAUAGAUUUCUGGGUAGGGCCAGAGUACAUUUCAAUUUUUUUUCUUUUAUUGCCCCUUGUAAUUUUUUGCUGUUGCGUUUUUUUGCUUCCCUGUUCAUGAGUUGCAUAGAUUUGGAGGGGUGCUUUCACAAAUCCUUGUUUUAAUGAGAAUAAGUGGGGGAUGAUACCAUCUAAUCUAUAUUCCAGUGUGUUUGAAACUGUAAGAAUGAUUAUCCUUAAACGUCCUGAAAUCAGAUUUACAUAUUUCUCAUAGAAGAAUCCUGCAGUAACACAGAAAAAGAGGCUAUGGAGUGAAAAGAAUGUAUGUGUUGCACUGA